UGGGGAAAGUCUCGCUGCUUUGGGGAAAGUCUCGCUGCUUUGGGAAAGUCUCGCUGCUUUACUGACCCAGGAGCCUUAUCCUCAGCCUUGCCGGUGCCUUUGCCAGUUCUUUGCCAUUGCGGCGAUCUCAUGCAGCAGACGAAGGCUGCUCACCGAUCUUACUAGGCAAAUCACGAGGGUGACCAUUCUCUAGAUUGGUGUGUCUAGACAAUGCAAUGCUCACAAUGCUUUCAUGCAGGAGGCCGAGCCCAAAAGGUUUCAUGCCAUCAGACCAACUAUACUGUCAGAUCCCCGCCGCAGUGUAGCGAAAACAUUGUCUUCGGUCGCCUUCUAGAGAGACAGCAUUGGAAAGAGAUCCUUAACAUAGCACCAUGGCUGCACUCGAAAUUUUUGGGUUGGUUUGCUGCACAAUCGUUUGAAAUUGAAGACUCAUGCACCGGAUAGAGUGCUGGCAACUGGCAUCCCUAUCAACCAAUGGUACAUCGGCCUUUGGAAUGCGUUACCCAACAUAACAACGGCCGUGGAAUGUCAAGCCAAUCUUACGAUUUGACGAAGACCACGACUAAAAAGAACAAUUGAGACUCUGCUCAGGCCGCAGGAGAGCCACGAACUCUUACAGCUUGCGCCCCGUCACCACUGUCACCACUCGGAAUCGUGCAGCAAUAGUGAACAAAUCGAGUCUGGGGGAGACCAUGCCGACAAUGGGUUCGUCUUCUGCUGCCAUGAGAGACCGAGGUAGUCCUCGCCCACGAAAGCCAAGGCUUUCCCUCGACGCCGUCAGCAAGUAUUUCUCUGUAAGCUACAAGACAGACAACCCCAAUUACCGAGAUAUAAAAUGGGAGCCGCGCGAUACGCGGUUCGUGUUCUGGUACUAUCUCACAACGAAUCUGCCAUUUGCCAGUAUCGCUAUUGCGUUCAAUAGCACGUACCCGGACAACGUGGUGGAAAUGUCGGCCGAAGAUGCGCAAGGAAUAGUCAGCUCAAUCAAUGUGAACUUUGUAUUUUUCAGGGACGGUUUGAAGCGUGGCGGGCACUGGACUAGACCAGAUCUCGUUGGCUGGGCACCUUGCGAUCACGAAAUGUGCUGUUCAAAGCUGGCAGCUCUGGAAAAUGCUGUGUCCGUGAACAGGAGCCCCAACCCCAGGACCAGGCAGGACCAGGAGAUUGCCGAGAAGGCAACAGCACUGUGGCAAGGUACAUGGGCUGAGCUUUUGACAUGCCCCAGGGACCAUGGGGAUGAUUCCCAUGCUUCGAGGCCACGAGCGCGUUCACCCUCCUUCGACAUCUAUGUGGACCCCUCCGAGCGCAGUUCGCGAUCGGCUAGUAAAGCAUCGAGCGGGACUGCUGGAAAGUCGCGUGCAUCUGCCGGAAACAAUGCGCUCCAAUCUAUUGAAGAAAAGGCUCCGCUGGACAUCUGGGUCGACCCUGAUUGUAGGAGUCCUCAGGCUUCGGGUCAUGUACCAGCGGGCUCCGCCAGAAGAUCACGUUCGGCUAUGCGUCUUUCAAGUGCACCGCCUGAGACCGGACGGUCCAGCUCCGACAGGCGGACGCGGUCGAGUUAUCAUUCCUCAAAGUCACGGCAGUCAGAUAGAGUCUCCGUCGCGGGGUCUAGAGCUUCGAAUGCGCCAUCUCAGAGAUCAGAGACACAGGGUACGAAUAUUGAACAAGGAAAUCGCAGGGUGGAAGGCCGAUUCCAAGAAUUGUUAGCAUUUGCAAGAGAGGCAGAUGCCUUAUGGUUUCUGCUCGAGAACACCCUCGUCUUUGGCGCAUGUAUUUUCGCUCUGGAUACCCUAGCGAAGCUCAUCAUGCGCAGUUUCGGUCGCUCCACCAGUGUGCUUUCUAAAAUCAUACCUAUCGUGCCUGCCUUGGUACUCAUUCUUGUGUGGGCAUGCAUCGGAGCACGUCAGUCCAUACGGACGCAACUCAAUUUCAUACGACGAACACUGUUGUUUCGCCAUGAGAUCGUACCGGUCCCCACAGGCCCAUCAGGGCUGUCCCUUGGUGCAUCUGUGCUCUUAUUGGCACUGGCAAUGUGUCUGGCGGCGGGAAUCAGCUUCACUCGCGGUGAGUUGGACCAUGUCGUGCAGCUGCUGAACAAGAUUGCUGCGCAAUUCGAGUCUCGGGAACAUCGGGCCAGGUAGUCCAGCUCAUAGCCUUUGGUUGAUUACUUCUGUCAAAGUCGGUGCACCUCGUUAACCCCACCAACGGGACUUUCCUCUCACCACUCCUCCACUCUCAUAUCCGGAUUCUUCUUCCUCAAACUUGAGCCUUUCCACCACCUGCCGGGCACGGAAGCUCUUGACGAAUUUCCAAGCCUCGGUGUCUGCCAGAUUCCAUGCCUCAGCCACACUCCGAAUCCUCGCGAAGGCGGGAUCCUUGCUGUCGAUGGCUUCCCUCGCCUUUCGCAAAAGCUCAACCUCUACUGCCGCCUGCUCCUCUGUAGGCGGGUCAGGGUCCGAGCUCUUCUUCCGCUCGGCAGGGAGACCAGCAGGAGAUUUGGCCCACCGCUCAGGCCCAGGGAUUGGAGGAAGAGACUCACCGUGAGAGACUGCCGUCCUAGGAACAGGAAACCCAAAGUGCCAAUCAAGGUUCUCCAGCCAGUCUUCGGGGAAAGGUGAGACCUUUUCCUCGACUGGAUGCGCGUCAUUGGUAGGAGACUUUGGUGGAGGUGGGUCGGGCCAGAACGAAGCUGGAAAGUGUUCGGUUGUAAACCACAGGGAUCGACUGCUGCCAUAUUCGGAGGCGACCGCGUCUUUCAACGCCACUACACGGCUCGCGCCCCCUCGAGCAUCUCCCAGAAGAUCGCGCGUAACGGCAGUAAUCCAGGGAUCUCGGUCGGUGUGACGUCGUAUGUGGGCGACGGUGAUUGUGUCGGAGCGGUUGGCGAGGGUGAUCAUAGUAUAAGGAUGCGGGACCACCGAGAUUGUGAACAAGGAAGACGCGUUCCGGAAUGAACGGGCGGUGUUAAUGGGCAUCUUUGAACCAACACAGGGACUGCACUUAGGCCGGUUCGGUGGACAAGAUGACUGUAAAAUUGAGCUGGGGCAUUCGGCGAGCAGGCGGGCAAGGUCUUUUGCAGGUUUGACCAGGGUGAACGUAUGAGCAGGAAGCGGCUGCAAGACAGUGAUUCCUGAGCUAAAGCUGUUUUGCCAGAUUGUGUGCAGAUGUGCUAUCAUCAAUUGGUUCAGGGCAAGUCGACCUUUGUGCGGAUCUUUGACGAUCAAUUCUGCCAACACCGGAUAUUUGGAGGUAAUCACCUGCGAAUCGUAGUGUGCAAUGGAGCUGGGCUGUUCAACUUUGAAGCGUUCUGCACUGAUAGCGUCGGUAAUGGUUUUGAAAGCGCUUAACUUGACA
Messenger RNA from Exophiala dermatitidis NIH/UT8656, 3354 nucleotides. RefSeq lists its product as uncharacterized. The record is from RefSeq and is a predicted model, not a curated record. NCBI's taxonomy places the organism in Eukaryota, Fungi, Ascomycota, Eurotiomycetes, Chaetothyriales, Herpotrichiellaceae. The transcript has 2 exons. Bases 693 to 2141 code for a protein of 482 amino acids.